GUUCGUAGAACAUUUGUGUUUUAUUUUUCUUUUUUAAAUUUUAUUUUAGUCGCCGAAAAGGAGAAAUUUAUUCAUGCGCACUGAAUCACCAAAACGACGUAGCACUGUUCGAAAAAAGGCGCGAAACCAGCAUCAAAAUUCUGUUAAAACGGUUGGCCCAGUCCUUUCUAAAUUGAGAAGGGAGAGACAUCGAAGCUGGCGGGAACACUUGUACGGAGAACCGCCCACACAUACAAAGUAGAGUGUCAUCAACCAACACAUGUUGGCUUCCCUAGUUUUGGGUCAUGCAUUCCCAACAUCUCAAAAUUUUCUAACCAAAAACUAACAACAUCACCAAGAAAAAUAAAAUUUUAACCGAAAAUGGGAUCGUUUUCUUACUGGUGAUCUGCGGCUCUGGUUUUCUGCUUCGAUCAGAGUACUGUUUUUUUUUCCCCUUUUCAGUGACACCUGAAUUGCUAGGUACUCUAAAUACCCUCUUUCAGAUUUUUGCAUACCUUGCUUGGUUGCUCAGAGAGUCGAGAUCUGUGUAUAUCCAAUUCUUUGUUUUCACCGCCGGAUUGCAAAGAGUUCGAGAGACCUCAACUUUUCCUCCUCCUGGGAGGUCUUUAUUCACAUUUCUGUUCCGAAAGAAGCUCGCUUUUAGGGUCAUAUAGCGCCUUUUUUUGUCAUUGCUUUGUUUUCCUGCAGUAAUUUAUUCUGCUGCAGGACUUCUUAUGGUAGUUACAAUUCACUUUCGGCAUCCCAUUUUCAGAUCAUUCAAUUUGAGCCCUGAAAAUGGAGCCUUUCCGAAGGCUUGGGGAGGCUUUAGGAAGUAUUAAGUCCUUGAUGGUGUUCCGAGACAAUAUCCGCAUCAAUCAGCGGCAGUGCCUUUUGCUGCUCGACAUCUUUGGCUCAGCAUAUGACUUAAUAGCCGAGGAGAUGAAACACAACCUGAGAUUUGAAGAGAAGCACACUAAAUGGAGGGUUCUUGAGAAACCAUUAAAGGAACUGCACAGGAUCUUCAAAGAAGGAGAGUUCUACAUUAGACACUGCUUGGACAACAAGGAAUGGUGGGCGAAAGCCAUCUCGCUCUAUCAGAACACCGAUUGCGUUGAGCUUCACAUCCACAACUUGCUUUCUUGCAUCCCAAUUGUCAUUGAAGCGAUUGAAAUUUCAGGAGAAGUGUCAGGGUCGGAUUUGAGUGAGAUGCAAAGGAGGAAAAUUGUGUAUGCAGAAAAGUACAAAGAAGCAUAUAGAGAUUGGAAGCUUUUCCAAUGGAGAUUCGGGAAGCAGUACCUGAUUACUCAAGAUUUCUGCAAUAGAUUUGACACAGUAUGGAAGGAAGAUAGAUGGACUCUUCUGAAUCAAAUCAGAGAAAAAAAACUGAUCUCAGGUUCAACAAAGUAUGAUCGACGCCUCACAGAUCUCCUUCUUAAAAGCUUAGAAGGGCCAGAGCCUUGGAAUGGGAAGCUCUUGCCUAGCUCAAUCCUGGUGGGAUCUAAGGAAUACCAAGUGAGGCGAAGACUAGGCAGUGGAAGUCAGUACAAAGAGAUCUUAUGGUUAGGUGAAAGCUUUGCCUCAAGGCAGUUCUAUGGGGAAAUUGAACCCUUGCUGCCAGAGAUCUCUUCAUUGUUAUCGCUUUCCCACCCGAACGUUGUUCACUGCCUUUGCGGGUUUACAGAUGAGGAAAAGAAAGAGUGUUUUCUCAUUAUGGAGCUGAUGAGUAAAGACCUUGGCAGCUACAUCAAGGAGAUCUGUGGCCCAAGGAAGCGAAUUCCAUUUUCUCUUCCUGUUGCUAUUGAUUUGAUGCUUCAAAUUGCAAGAGGAAUGGAAUACCUCCACUCCAAGAAAAUCUACCAUGGAGAAUUGAAUCCUUGUAACAUACUGGUCAAAGCAAGAGGAGUGUCCACAGAUGGUUACUUGCUGGCAAAGGUUUCAGGUUUCGGCCUAACUUCUGUUAAAAACUCCACCCAGAAAAACCCUACAAAUCAGAAUGGAAGCCCACCUGUUAUAUGGUAUUCUCCAGAAGUUCUGGAAGAGCAAGAACACAGUGAAAGUAGUGAGAAAAAGUAUACAGAAAAGUCCGAUGUGUAUAGCUUUGCGAUGGUUUGCUUUGAGCUUCUUACAGGUAAAGUGCCUUUUGAGGAUAGUCAUCUUCAAGGGGACAAAAUGAGCCGAAAUAUUAGGGCAGGCGAGAGGCCAUUGUUCCCCUUCUAUUCUCUGAGAUAUGCCACCAACCUCACAAAGAGAUGUUGGCAUGCGGAUCCAAAUCAAAGGCCAAGCUUCUCAUCCAUCUGUAGGAUUCUUCGCUAUGUUAAAAGGUUCCUUGCCAUGAAUCCUGACUAUGACAGCCAGCUAGACCAACCAGUGCAUAUGGUAGAUUACUGUGACAUCGAGUUGGGGGUUCUGAAAAAGUUCCCUUCUUGGGGGAGCUCUGAUCAAUUACCAUUAUGGCAAAUCCCAUUUCAGAUGUUUGUUUAUAGGAUAGCGGAGAAAGUCAGAAACUCAGGCCUGAAAGAUACUUCAGAAUCAGGAAGCGACGCUUCGAUAUGUGGGGAUGGAAUUGUGACUCCACCAGAUGAUCCAUUCCCAGCAAUACCCGAAAGGAAGUGUUCACCUGAUAGUACGAACAAGAAACUUCCCUUGUUGAGGAGAUCUUCAGAUGUGAAAGCCAACAGAGUACUAGGAACACCAAGAGGACGGUCUGCCAGACCUCCACAGGUAACAACCCCUUAUCGUAGUAUUAGCAUGAAAAUGAGUUCAGAAAGCCAGCAAAAGAUGACUCAAAGAAUACGGAGGACAUCAACGAGUUCAGAAAUGGUGAUGAGUUCAAGAAUACAGAGAACCAAAUCCGGUCAUGCCUCAGACUCUGAGCUCUCCUAGACCUUUAUAUGUCAUAUCAAAAGACAAUCUGGAUCCAUU
This is a messenger RNA of Rosa chinensis, 2901 nucleotides long. RefSeq names its product mitogen-activated protein kinase kinase kinase 7. The transcript has 2 exons. Lineage: Eukaryota; Viridiplantae; Streptophyta; Magnoliopsida; Rosales; Rosaceae. Gene Ontology annotation, biological process: signal transduction; protein phosphorylation. The record is from RefSeq and is a predicted model, not a curated record. Gene Ontology annotation, molecular function: ATP binding; protein kinase activity. Gene Ontology annotation, cellular component: cytoplasm. The coding region runs from base 775 to 2862 and encodes 695 amino acids.